Astyanax mexicanus (Mexican tetra) is the source of this 9369-nucleotide messenger RNA. It is a transcript of the gene ptprsa, whose product is annotated as protein tyrosine phosphatase receptor type Sa. NCBI's taxonomy places the organism in Eukaryota, Metazoa, Chordata, Actinopteri, Characiformes, Acestrorhamphidae. Gene Ontology annotation, biological process: protein dephosphorylation. The record is from RefSeq and is a predicted model, not a curated record. The coding region runs from base 672 to 6485 and encodes 1937 amino acids. The transcript is spliced from 36 exons. Gene Ontology annotation, molecular function: protein tyrosine phosphatase activity; protein binding.
GAAGGAAGAGGCAGACUGAGAGAGACUGAGGGAGAGAGAAGGUGGGGGUGUGUAUGACAUCAUUGCUGCCUCCCCAGCUGUGUGGUUUCUCUCCGGUUCCUCUGAGCUGGGCUUGGGCUGAAGCAGGAGCUAGAAGCAGGUCCACGCGCGCACACUCAUUCACGUACAUUACGCACACACACACGCGCACACACACACACGCUCUCACACUCUCACACACACACUCUCUCACUGUCUCUCUGUUCGUCCGGAGGAUUGUAAACCCUUUGCUUCAGCUUUUGGAUGUGCUGCAGGGACGCGCGAGCCAACGAGUGCGCGCACGGGAUUAUUGUUUGCUUUCUUUGCGUUGCGAGAGUGAUGAAGAUGUGACGGGGUGUUGUUUCCUAAUGCGUGCAUGAAGAAGAGCAGAAAGAGGAGGAGGAGGAACGUGGACGCUUGAAAAGGUGCAGCCCACUGACGCUCAAAGAAGAAGACGAAGAAGAAGAAGGAGGACAAGAAAAGAAAGAAGAAGAAGUAGAUAAAGAAAAAAGCUGGAGAAUGAAGCUAAACAGCCUUUGAAAACAACACAGCGAGUGCCAAGUGUCCAGAGUGCAGACCCCCCACCCUAUCCCACCCCCCCCUCCUUCUCGCGGGGCUGUGGCUCUGCAGCCAGGUCAACGGUCAUCUGCAGAAUGAUGCCAGCCGGCCGCCUGCCCUACCUGGCCACGCUGCUGUCUCUGAGUGGCCUGCUGCUGUCUCCGCUGCUCAGUGGCUCUCUGGCCUUGUCUCCGCCCAAGUUCACAAAGGUUCCAGUAGACAUGAUUGGCGUCUCCGGGGGCGUGGUCUCCUUCGUGUGCCAGGCAACAGGGGACCCCAAGCCGAGAGUCUCUUGGAACAAGAAAGGCAAGCGAGUCAACUCCCAACGCAUCGAGACCAUAGAGUUUGACGAAGGUGCCGGAGCCGUCCUCCGCAUCCAGCCUCUGCGGGCCCCUCGGGAUGAGAACAUCUACGAGUGUGUGGCGGAGAACAGCGAGGGCGAGGUCAGCGUCCAGGCCAAGCUGACCAUCAUUAGAGAGGACCUUCUACCUCCCGGUUUCCCCAACAUCGAUAUGGGCCCUCAGCUGAAGGUGGUAGAACGCACCCGCACAGCCAACAUGCUCUGCGCAGCUAGUGGCAACCCCGACCCAGAGAUCACCUGGUUCAAAGACUUCCUGCCGAUUGAUCCCAGUGCAAGCAAUGGGCGGAUCAAACAGCUCAGAUCAGGUGCCCUGCAGAUAGAGAACACGGAGGAGACGGAUCAGGGGAAGUACGAGUGUGUGGCGUCUAACGUGGAAGGCGUCCGCUACUCUUCCCCUGCCAACCUGUAUGUGAGAGAGCUUCGAGAAGUCCGCCGAGUUCCCCCUCGUUUCUCCAUCUUGCCCGCCAGUCACGAGAUCAUGCCAGGCGGAAGUGUAAACAUCACCUGCGUGGCUGUGGGCUCCCCAAUGCCCUACGUCAAGUGGAUGCUCAAUUCGGAAGACCUAACACCCGAGGAUGACAUGCCGGUGGGGCGAAAUGUUCUGGAACUGAACAGUGUUCGUGAGUCCGCCAACUACACCUGCGUGGCCAUGAGCAGCUUGGGCAUCAUCGAGGCCGUGUCCCAAAUCAUCGUCAAAUCAUUGCCCAAGCCACCUGGUACUCCAAUAGUUACUGAAACCACAGCAACCAGCAUAACCAUCACCUGGGACAGUGGCAAUCCUGAGCCAGUUUCUCAUUAUAUUAUUCAAUACCGUGCCAAGACUUUGGACAGCAAGUUUGAAACCAUGGACUCCAUCACUACCACCCGUUACAGCAUUGGUGGUCUUUCCCCCAACACAGAGUAUGAAAUCAGAGUUGCUGCCUUCAAUACCAUUGGGCAGGGUCCGGCCAGUGAGCCAGUUGAAGCUAGAACAGGAGAGCAGGCUCCUGCUAGCCCUCCCAGGAACAUCCAGGCCAGAAUUAUCUCCCAGAGUACCAUGAUGGUACGAUGGGAGGAGCCGGAGGAGCCCAACGGCCAAAUCAAGGGCUACCGAGUCUUUUUUACUAUGGACCCCUCUCAGCCAGUGAGCAUGUGGCAGAUCCACAAUGUACAUGAUAGUGUCAUCACCACCAUUCAGAACCUGGUGGCCUCAGAGACAUACACUAUACGUGUGCUGGCCUUUACUUCAGUAGGAGAUGGACCAUUCUCAGAUCCUAUUCAUGUCAAAGUGCUGCAAGGAGUCCCCGGACAGCCGUCCAAGUUUCAGAUUGGUGAGGUGACCGAUACCACCAUCGAGCUGACCUGGGAGCCAUUUGAGAAAGAGGGAAUCACUCGCUAUGAGCUGCAUUAUAAAGAAGGCAGUCAAGGGAGCAUGGUAACGAAAACCUUUUCCCCAAGCUCCUCCUAUAUGGUGGAGGGUCUUCGAGCAAACACAGAAUACUUCUUCUCUCUGGCUGCUGUUUCUAAUAAAGGCAUUGGAGCCUUCACCAACGAAAUCUCCCAGAAGACAUCGCAAGCCAAGCCCUCCGCCCCCCCUCAAGAGAUUAAGUGCUCCAGCCCCAGCUCCACUUCCCUGUUGGUAAGUUGGCGCCCCCCGCCGGCGGAGAGCCAGAACGGGCCGCUGGCCGGGUACAUAGUGCGCUACACCAUGGCGGGGGGCGGAGCCGAGAGCAGAGCCGAUCCCGCCGAGGACAUCCAGGUGCCGCCCACCUCCAGCCAGAUUACGCUGCAGCGGCUGGAGAAGUGGACGAUGUACCAGGUCACCGUGGCUGCGGCAACCGCCGUGGGGCCUGGACCAGAGAGCCUGGCCCUCACCUGCCGCACCGACGAGGAUGUUCCCGGUGCGCCCCCUCGGCGGGUGGAAGUGGAGGUGAUCAACUCAACUGCGCUGAAGGUGAUGUGGCGCUCCCUGUUGCCAGGGCGACAGCACGGGCAGAUCCGUGGUUACCAGGUGCAUUAUGUGCGGGUGGAGAACGGAGAGGCCCGCGGGCUGCCGCUCAUUAAGGACGUGAUGCUCGCUGAUGCUCAGUGGGAAACGGACGACACGGCCGAAUAUGAGAUGGUCAUUGGGGGCCUGCAGCCAGACACUACCUACUCCAUCACAGUGGCAGCCUACACCACCAAGGGAGAUGGCGCUCGCAGCAAACCCAAGCUGGUGGUGACCAAGGGAGCAGUUCCAGGACCCCCGUCUCUGUGGGUCCAUCAGGAUUCAGAAAACUCAGCAGUGGCCCGCUGGCUGCCUCCGGAGGUCGUACCACCAGGCCUGGAUAUACUGGGCUACCGCCUUCAAUUCGGCCGCAAAGAUGUUCUUCCCCUGGCCACCCUAGAGUUCGGCCCAGAAGAGCAGGAAUACUCCAUACCCAGCAUGCACCGGGGGGCCACCUACAUCUUCAGACUCUCCGCCAAGUCGCGCUCCGGCUUCGGGGAGGAGGCAGUGCAGGAGCUGAGCCUACCGGAGCAGGUUCCUCAGGGCUACCCACAAAUCACCGACGGCUCGAAUGUCACCUGCUGCUCCGUCCAGUUCUCCUGGCUGCCUCCAGUCCUGGCUGAGCGCAACGGUGCAAUUAUAGAGUACACUUUGGCCUACCAGGAGGCCGGAGCCGCCGGAAUUCCACUGGAACUGCGUCUUCCCGCCACUGAGAACAACUACGUCCUCAACAGCCUCAAGCCCAACUCCAUUUACGAUGUGAAAAUACGUGCACACACCAGUGUAGGUCCAGGGCCCUUCAGCCCGUCCGUCCAGUAUCGGACAGUGGCCCUCACGACAGAUGUUCCUAAAAACUUCACGGUGAAGUUGGCCACCAGAACGACAGUACUGCUGACGUGGAAGUUCUCAGACAGUCGCUUCAGACAACCGUACUCCUGCAAGAUUGAGUACAACCGCCAGAAGGUGAACAUAGAUGCUAGGAUGACCAAAGAACUGAUUACCAACCUGAGACCCAACAGCACCUACGAGUUCCACAUCUCCUGCCCCCUGGACAGCAGUGAUGGAGGCUCCAGGCACCGGUUGGUGGCCCGGACCGCUCCGUCUAUCCCUGUCAACAAACCGGAGCUGGACACACAGAGAGAACCUGACAACACCAUCACCAUCAUCCUCCCCCCUCUGCAGAACCGGGAAAUGAUCAAAUCUGUGUAUGUGGUGGUGGUUCCACUGAAGAAAGGUCGUGGUCCCAUGAGAAACCCAGAAGAAAUGGAUCUGGAUGAGCUCUUCAAAGAUGUAAACAUAAAGCAGAGACACGUGCGCACCGCCCGACAGCUGCGGCAGAUAGACAUGAAGAAGCCCUACAUCGCCGCCAGCUUCAGGCCCACCUCUAUGCCCUCAACUUUUACACUGGGCAACCAAAUGGUCUACAACGGCUUUGAGAACAGAAUGCUGGAGCCGGGCCUGGAGUAUGUCUUCUUCAUCCUCGCUGAGCUCAACUCCACCGGCACCAAAAUGUUUGUGUCCAGCACCUUCACUGAGUCCAUCGUGGUCUCAGACGUGGACCCCCAGCCCAUGGAAACAGGAGGAGAUGGCCUCAUAUGGGUGGUGGGCCCAGUCCUGGCUGUGGUCUUCAUCAUCUGCAUUGUUAUCGCUAUACUGCUCUAUAAAAACAGCAAAAGGAAAGAGUCAGAGCCACGCACCAAAUGUCUGCUCAACAAUGCUGAUAUCACCCCACACCACCCCACUGAUCCUGUGGAGGUGAGGCGCAUCAACUUUCAGACUCCAGAUUCUGGUCUGAGCAGUCCUCUAAGCGAAGCCGCUUUUGACUAUGAAAGUAUGAUGAAUCACCCACCCAUCCCCAUUACAGAGCUGGCCGAACACACCGAGCUGCUCAAAGCCAAUGACAACCUGAAGCUCUCCCAGGAAUAUGAGUCCAUCGAUCCAGGACAGCAGUUCACUUGGGAGCAUUCCAACCUGGAGGUCAACAAACCCAAGAACCGCUACGCCAACGUCAUCGCCUACGACCACUCCCGGGUCAUCCUGGCGCCCAUCGAAGGCAUAACAGGCAGCGACUACAUCAACGCCAACUACAUCGACGGCUACAGGAAGCAGAACGCCUACAUCGCCACGCAGGGCCCUCUGCCUGAGACGUUCGGGGACUUCUGGAGGAUGGUGUGGGAGCAGAGAUCAGCCACUGUGGUCAUGAUGACACGAUUAGAAGAGAAGUCACGGAUAAAGUGUGAUCAGUACUGGCCGAGCCGGGGAACUGAGACCUAUGGAAUGACCCAGGUCACCUUGCUGGACACCAUUGAGCUGGCCACCUUCUGUGUGCGCACCUUCUCUUUACACAAGAACGGCUCCAGUGAAAAGCGAGAAGUGCGUCAGUUCCAGUUUACAGCAUGGCCAGACCACGGUGUGCCCGAGUAUCCCACGCCCUUCUUGGCCUUCCUGAGGAGGGUGAAGACCUGUAACCCACCAGAUGCCGGCCCCAUCAUUGCCCACUGCAGUGCUGGCGUGGGCCGGACCGGCUGCUUCAUCGUGAUCGACGCCAUGCUGGAGCGCAUUAAGCACGAGAAGACGGUGGACAUCUACGGUCACGUGACACUGAUGCGCGCCCAGAGGAACUACAUGGUGCAGACAGAGGAUCAGUACAGCUUCAUCCACGACGCUCUGCUGGAGGCCGUGGCCUGCGGGAACACGGAGGUGGCAGCCCGGAGCCUCUUCUCCUACAUCCAGAAACUGGCACAGGUGGAGCCGGGAGAGCACGUCACGGGCAUGGAGCUGGAGUUCAAGCGACUGGCCAACUCCAAGGCCCACACGUCUAGGUUCAUAAGUGCCAACCUGCCCUGUAACAAGUUCAAGAACCGCCUUGUUAAUAUCAUGCCGUACGAGACCACUCGGGUGUGCCUUCAGCCAAUCAGAGGGCUGGAGGGGUCAGACUACAUCAACUCCAGCUUCAUCGAUGGAUACAGACAACAGAAGGCCUAUAUAGCCACCCAGGGCCCGUUAGCCGAGACCACAGAGGAUUUCUGGCGCAUGCUGUGGGAGAAUAACUCCACCAUCGUGGUGAUGCUGACCAAGCUGAGGGAGAUGGGCAGAGAAAAGUGUCAUCAGUACUGGCCAGCAGAGCGUUCAGCCCGGUAUCAGUACUUUGUGGUGGACCCCAUGGCCGAGUACAACAUGCCCCAGUACAUCCUCCGCGAGUUUAAAGUUACAGACGCAAGGGAUGGACAAUCCCGGACUGUGCGGCAGUUCCAGUUCACUGAUUGGCCGGAGCAGGGUGUUCCCAAAUCUGGUGAGGGCUUCAUCGAUUUCAUCGGACAAGUGCAUAAAACCAAGGAGCAGUUUGGCCAGGAUGGACCUAUUUCUGUCCACUGCAGUGCUGGCGUGGGGCGGACCGGAGUCUUCAUCACGCUCAGCAUCGUGCUGGAGCGGAUGCGCUACGAGGGAGUGGUGGACAUCUUCCAGACGGUCAAAAUGCUGAGAACUCAGCGGCCAGCCAUGGUGCAAACAGAGGACGAGUACCAGUUUUGCUACCAGGCAGCUCUGGAAUACCUAGGAAGCUUUGAUCACUAUGCAACGUAAAAAGCCAUCUUCUUCCCUCUUCCCAGCACUCCCCUCUACAGCCUCCUGAGCCAUAGAAACUUGCUUGAAACAAUUGAAUCGAUAACAACUAUACAACACCACCAACGAGAAGAGAUCAAAGAUACGAAAUUCAGCCAAUCCUCUUUUUUUAAGUAAAAACAAAAGCACCAACUGUACCGGCGGUGGCUUCUUCAAUCACCAUCCAAAAAAGUGAAAUCCCAGUCGUCCUGACAUCCUGACAGGUGGACUGAACACGAUUUAUAAAGUUCCCAGUUGGAAACAAACUUCCUGUACAUCCUGAAUCACGAGAUGGUACCAAAUGCAUCGGCUCAGGCUGCGGGGUGGGAGAAAGAUACGAUCUGUGUGCCGGACCGCUAACUUUACCUCAAGUGUUCUGAUGUGGAGGAUAUUAUUAUUAAUCUGUAUGUGGACUUGUAUUUCCAAAACCAAUCCUGUAAAGAUACAACAAAAACAAGUGAACAAACAAAGAGAAUGUGGACGGAUGGACAGAAGGAAGGGAGCGCCUACCUGUCAACCAGUCUGUUCCAACCUACAAACAACAGAGUGGAUGCAUUGAGACCAUGUGUUGGGUGAUUGAGCUCAGAUCCUUCUGUGCUUACAAAGGGGGGUUUGCCAGAAAUUUCUCCACCCUUUUAGCAAAGAAGAACUAUUUGAAAGCUUAAUCUUGGAAAUGGCAGCAGCUAAUGAGAAGAUGCUCUUAACAACUAACCACCCGGUGCGAAACACAGAAGCUUCAAAAGCUUCGGGGACAUUGAUUGCGAAGUAGAUAGGAUUUUUAUCACUGCUUAAACUUAGUAUACUCUACACUCUACAGCCUUUUCCUCCAUUUCAGCAUCCAGUCAGAAAACUGUGGAAAAACAAGGUGACUGGUUGAAGGGAAGCAGUGGUCUGAGGAAACCUUGAGGGUUAUUUGCCACAAAAAAUGUGUAACUCUUAAUUUGAUCAAUCACCUACCACCCAGUGUGUUUCCCAGUACUCACAGUGCUGGCAGUCUUUCUUCGGUGCUCUUCGGUGAGGACAAAGCUAGCUACAGUGUUUGUUUUUUUUUCUUUGUUUUUGGGAAAAUACACCAAUGUAGCUUUUGGAAACAGUCUGGAAACAGCAGGGAAGUGGCAAGGGAAGGAGGCAUCUUUGACCAUCACAAACAUGAGGGGAGGCGAGGACCAAAGGUUUGAUUCUCCACCGAGCUCAGUGUGUUUUCUCUCUCCGGAUCCGAGCGUUCAUUACCUUUGACUACUGCGUGUGGUAUGAUUCUGCAGUUCUGAGAUGAUAAAUAAAAAAACAAACAUGGGGCACAGAGGAUCAUCUCUGUGUCUUUUUGCUGACUUUUUUGGUGACUGACAUCUCCAGUGACCAAUGUUCAUUGCCAUUGUUCUGAAUGACUGUCCUCAGACUGUGUUUUCUUUCUUCUUUUGUUUUUUGGCUUUCUAUACCAAACAUGCUGCUUUAGCUAGGUGAGGCUGUACAUGUACAUGUGGAGAGGAAGGCUGACGGAAAAUGAAUGGAGAACAGAGAAUGGAAUAUUUUAGCCCAUAUUUUUAUCUUUGCCCUCAUCAUCUCCUGUAAUGGAGUGGAUGAUUCUACAACCCACCUGCUCUUUCUCUUUAAAAGUAAAUGGGACAUCUGCUGGGAUUCCUUCUGAUGCUCCUCAGAUGUGUCUCAGAUGUUCCUGACCGCUCCUGGAGAAGAAUAAUAAGGUAGAGGUUAGUGGUUGAGGUUUAGUACUUCUGUGAUGGAGCAGAAUAAUCUACCCAUUAUUCUGAUGUUCUAGGAGAAGCCUAAUGAGGUUGAGUUUGAGGUUCAGUAGUUUUGUGAUAGAGUGGAUUAGUCUAACUGAGGUUACUUUUGCUGUUUCCUCAAAUUGAUCACUGCUCCUGGAGAAGCCUAAUGAGGUUGAGGUUCAAUACUCUCUGAUGGAGUGAACUAUUGGCGUGGCCCACAUAAAUAUUUUCUCCUAAACAAGAAUGGAACAUCUAGUGGGUUCUUCUGAUGCAUCUUAGAUGUUCCUCAGAAACCUACUGAAGUUGAGGUUUAUUAGGUCUGUGAUGGAGUGUGCUAUUCUGGUCUUUCUUCAGAUUAAUAAAAAUGGAAAUCUUUAAGUUUCCUUCUGAUAAUUCCCUAGAAGUUCCUCACUCCUUCUGGAGAAGCUUAAUGAGGUUGAGGUUCAAUAAUUCUCUGAUGGAAUAGAUUAUUCUACCCUCCUGUUCUUUCUGCAACAGAAUGAAUGGGACAUCUCUGAGGCUGCUUCUGAUUAUUCCUCAGAUGUUCCUCAGAAGGUUAUCAGGCUUUUGAAGUUCGAGGUUACGGUUCAAUACUUUGCAGGCCUUUCUUACUACCAUCUCGGCAGUCCUCACUUUUUUUUUGUUUGACCAACCAACUAACCAAUCAAUCAAUCAGGAUACACUGACCCGGACCACCACCGCCAACAAUGCUGAUAGUGGAAAAUUCACACAUCACACCUGUUUUCAUUAACGUGAGUGGGACUCAAAAUGCAGGUGUGUGAUGGGGGGGGGUAGGAGAAAGCUUCUUGUUCUUUCUUCAGACUUUGUAGAGGUCCGAAAGUGUGUGUAUGUGUGUAUAUGAGUGUGUGCGUGUGCGUGCUCUGGAGAAUGCUUGAACAGUGGGUGGGUUCUUCUUCUUGGAGCUUUCAGAAUAGUUGUGCAUACUAACUAAACUGCGCGAUGGAAGGAGCCGUGUGUAGUCUUUCUUAUUUCCAAAAAGCCUUAUUGUUGUAACAUUAUACAGAAAAAAAAACAAGAAAAAUGACGUUGUAUUAUUAUGAUUACUGUUAUUUUAUUUUACUUAUUUUACUUUUUAUUUAGUUUUAUAACAAGAGAUACUGUACUCCUUUUUCUUUUUUUUU